AUUUUCCGCUGAAACAUUAUCGUAUCAAAUGGUUUCUUCCCACUCUGUUCCUGCUUUAUCUUUCUUUCCCCAUCAUCAAAUCUGCUUUCAUGUUUUUGUCAUCGCCAAACUGAAGCCUUAGACUCUCCAAAAAGGUACCUUGUUUCUCAAGUCAUGGGACAAGUCCUGGACAAAUUUCAUGGGAGGGAAUGGAGAAAGAGACAGAUUCGCAGAAUCAGUGAUAGGGUUUUUGAGCGUGUCAAAAAUCAAUCUGUAAGACGUAAUUUAACGUUCGAAGAUCUUUAUAUCGCUGUCUUGCUAGUGUACAAUGAUAUUAAUAAGCGUUUGCCUGGGCCGCACAUUGAUCCACCCUCUAAGGACAAAAUCAGAUCAAUAAUGAAGGAGUGUGACUUAAACCUUGAUGGAGAAAUCGACAACACUGAAUUUUUGAAAUUCAUUCAGAAGGUUACGACCGACACCAUCGCUGUUGUUAGCCGGGGACUGCUUGUCGCUUUGGUUGCCGCUCCGACUGUAGCCAUGGCGGCAAAGAAGGCGACUGAGGGCGUUCCUGGUGUUGGCAGAAUGGUGCAGAAGGUACCCAAUUCGAUUUAUGCAUCCCUUGUGACCGUUGCAACUGUUUGGAUUCAAACAUCGUGUGAAGAGAUUGGAGAUUGAGUACAGCGUUUGUCAAUCUCUUCUGUCAAAAUUUUCUGUCUACUGUAGAUGAGAUAAGCUUAUUGUUCAGUUUGUAUAGAAUAAUGUCAUGCAAGUUGGCAUAAUAAUCAGGAGUAAAUCUCUUGAACUCCAUUGUAGAAGGCUUAGUUAACGUAUGAUAUUUGUUUCCGCAUUUCUUACCAA
Molecule: messenger RNA, 837 nt
Organism: Hibiscus syriacus
Lineage: Eukaryota; Viridiplantae; Streptophyta; Magnoliopsida; Malvales; Malvaceae
Exons: 4
Coding region: 154-654 (166 amino acids)
Molecular function (GO): calcium ion binding
Source: RefSeq, a predicted model, not a curated record